Camellia sinensis is the source of this 2317-nucleotide messenger RNA. Its product is annotated as importin subunit alpha-2. The record is from RefSeq and is a predicted model, not a curated record. Gene Ontology annotation, cellular component: cytoplasm. Lineage: Eukaryota; Viridiplantae; Streptophyta; Magnoliopsida; Ericales; Theaceae. Gene Ontology annotation, biological process: protein import into nucleus. Gene Ontology annotation, molecular function: nuclear import signal receptor activity; protein binding.
ACCCUAUAUAAGGCUUCCUGUUUUCGCCCGUUCAAAUCAAAAACCCCCAAACCCUUCCCCCAUUGUUCCUCUCUCUAGGUUUUUGAUUUCCUGUGAUUACUAUUCGAUCGAUCAACCAUGUCGCUAAGGCCGAGCGAGAGAACCGAGGUUCGCCGCAACCGAUACAAAGUCGCCGUCGAUGCCGAGGAAGGUCGUCGGAGGAGAGAGGACAACAUGGUGGAGAUCCGGAAGAACAAAAGAGAAGAGAGCUUGCAGAAGAAGCGACGUGAAGGCCUUCAAUCUAAUCAACAGUUCUCUGCCUCCGUUCAAUCUUCCUCUGCCGUCGAAAAAAAGUUAGAACAUCUACCUGCAAUGGUUGCGGGUGUAUGGGCUGAGGAUGGUAAUUUGCAGCUAGAGGCAACUACUCAGUUUCGUAAAUUGCUAUCUAUAGAACGCAGACCUCCAAUUGAGGAAGUUAUUCAAUCUGGUGUUGUUCCACGUUUUGUCGAAUUCCUUAUGAGGGAGGAUUUCCCACAACUUCAGUUUGAGGCAGCUUGGGCACUGACAAACAUUGCAUCGGGAACAUCUGAGAAUACCAAGGUGGUAAUUGAUCAUGGGGCUAUUCCAAUUUUCGUGAAACUUCUUGGUUCUUCUAGUGACGAUGUUAGGGAGCAGGCAGUAUGGGCCUUGGGAAAUGUUGCUGGGGAUUCUGCCAAAUGCCGUGAUCUUGUCCUUGGCCAUGGAGCGUUGCUUCCUUUGCUGGCGCAGUUAAAUGAGCAUGCCAAGCUAUCCAUGUUAAGAAAUGCUACAUGGACUCUUUCAAACUUCUGUAGGGGAAAGCCACAACCUGCUUUUGAUCAGACAAAGCCAGCACUUCCAGCUCUUCAACAUCUUAUUCAUUCGAAUGAUGAAGAAGUUCUGACUGAUGCAUGUUGGGCCCUUUCAUAUCUUUCAGAUGGUACAAAUGAUAAAAUUCAAGCUGUUAUUGAUGCAAAUGCGUGCCCCCGGCUGGUUGAACUUUUACUUCACCCCUCCCCUUCAGUGCUCAUUCCUGCCCUUCGUACAGUUGGUAACAUUGUCACUGGGGAUGACAUGCAAACUCAGUGUAUCAUCAACCAUCAAGCACUACCCUAUCUUUUGAACCUGUUGACCAGUACUAGUAAGAAGAGCAUCAAGAAGGAAGCUUGUUGGACUAUCUCAAACAUCACUGCUGGCAACAAGGAGCAGAUUCAGGCUGUGAUUGAAGCUAAUAUUAUCGGCCCUCUGGUUCAUCUACUUCAAAAUGCAGAGUUUGAUAUCAAGAAAGAGGCUGCUUGGGCACUCUCAAAUGCUACCUCGGGUGGUACCCAUGAUCAAAUUAAGUAUUUUGUGAGCCAAGCGUGUAUCAAGCCAUUAUGUGAUCUUCUUGUUUGUCCUGAUCCGAGGAUUGUCACAGUUUGUUUAGAGGGGCUUGAAAACAUUCUGAAGGUUGGUGAAGCGGAGAAGAAUUUGGGUAGUUCUGGAGAUGUGAAUCUCUAUGCUCAAAUGAUUGAUGAUGCUGAUGGUUUAGAGAAAAUUGAGAACCUUCAGAGUCAUGACAACAAUGAGAUUUAUGAGAAGGCGGUGAAGAUUCUUGAGACAUAUUGGUUGGAGGAAGAUGAUGAGACAAUGCCACCUGGUGAUGCAUCCCAACCAGGGUUCCAAUUUGGAGGGAGUGAUCUUCCUGUUCCAUCUGGUGGAUUCAACUUCAGCUGAAGGACUUCUGGGAAGCUAAUGCCAUUGAAGUCCCAGUGGGAUAAUAGUCGGGGUUGUGUCAGGAGUCGUGUCAUCUUGUUUGUGUCCUGCACUGGUCCGGUCUAAGUCAGGUGUGGCUGAAGGGGUUGCUGGACUAGCUAUGGUUUCUCACAAAGGCCAAAAGUGUUAGAUCGUGGGUACAGACAUUAAUGUGGCAGGUAUGGUUCUGUUGCUUCUCUAAACCCAUGUUUUGAGAAGUUUGGGAUUCUUUUUUUGGCGAGUCGGUCAGCCUUUUGGAUGUUGAGUGUUUCUAGUUGCGAUUAUGUUUGUAGUUGCAGUUAUAUAGUUCUAUUUGCAAUUUGUUGCCGGGGGAUUUUGGCAUCCCAAAACAUAUUGUUGUCUUUCCCGGCUUUGUGGUCAGGAGGAACAUGUGAAUUCUCUCCUUUGACAGCUUUUAUUGUGAUGGUCUUUCCUUGUAAACUUUCUUGCUUUAAAAUGUUACAGCUUGAGUCAUAAAUGUUUUUUGUUCGUAAUUGAAUGGAAUAUUGUUUAUUAGUGUCAAAUAGAAAACUGUGAAAUUCUUAGAAAAGGAAUUGCUGCAACGUUAUUGAUGCACUUUUGUCUA